This is a messenger RNA of Marasmius oreades (fairy-ring Marasmius), 2878 nucleotides long. RefSeq lists its product as uncharacterized. Bases 67 to 2637 code for a protein of 856 amino acids. The record is from RefSeq and is a predicted model, not a curated record. The transcript is spliced from 5 exons. Gene Ontology annotation, biological process: protein phosphorylation. Gene Ontology annotation, molecular function: protein kinase activity; protein binding. Lineage: Eukaryota; Fungi; Basidiomycota; Agaricomycetes; Agaricales; Marasmiaceae.
UCCUUCCACCUUCCACCAUUAUCUUUUGCAAAUUCUAUAAAGUCCUGAUUCUAACCUUCUCUCAAAAUGAAGAAACAUGGCGGUAUCGACUCCCCCGCGUCGUUUAGCUGCUAUUCUUCUCGACUUGGACUUGAGAAGAAGCUUAACGAUCACGACAAGGUGUUUCGAGAAGUAGGAUGCUGCAUGGACAACCGAUGGUCCAAGGCUAUCCCUCCGCAGGAAUUCUUCGACAAGUUUCUUACAGAAUCGAACAAACGCAAGCCUGCUUAUUCCGCUGCUUCCAGAAAAGCAGUGAAGGAAGCUAUUACAGGGUAUAGGACGGAAUCUGAUGUCAAGCCAAGACACAUCGAGACUGCGAGGUACCACCCCUUGGUCACAGCUGUCGCAAAGUAUUGCCCAUCUAUCCAGCUUAAGAAGACUUGCAACGAUACAACAACUAUCACAUGGAACGAUCAUUCUGUCGCCUUCCGACCAGACAUCCAAGGAUACGACGUCGAUGUCACUGAAUUUUUCGUCGAAUUAAAGUCUCAAUCAAGGCUCGAUCCGUUUGCUGAAAUUCAGGAUGACUUGAGCGACAAUUUUUUCAUCGAUCGCGACACGAACGAAGCACGGAAAACUCGUGACCAGAUAUCCACCUACGCUGGGGGGGUCAUGGCGAGUCAGUUCCGAACGCACUGUUUUUCGGUCAUCAUCUUUGGACAUUACGCAAGGCUGAUUCGUUGGGAUAGAGCUGGUGCCACGGUCUCUGGACGUUUCCAUCUCUGGGACGAAUCCUUUCUCGUCGACUUUCUUUGGCGAUAUCACUCGGCUGAUCGUGAAGCGCGAGGGCACGAUCCUUGUGUCGUUCCUCUCAACCCAAAGACGCAGGAGAGGGAGAUUAUUCGUGUGAGGGAGAUCCUUGAGAUGGGAAAAGAGGAGGUCGUUUACAUGUUCACGAUUCAUGACGAAACCGACGAGGAAGAACACAUUUACUACGGCGGGAAGAUUGUCGUCACGCCACCGCCCACCCCUCGUGGAAGAUGCACAAAGGGCUUCCUCGUUACGACUCCUGAAGCGAUCAACAGUCCACAACCCGUUGCAUCUGAGGCCUUGAAGUCUAGCAUCCACUAUUUGAAGGUGACAUGGCGGAUUUUGACAAAGGACCUCGAGACUGAAGGGAAGAUUUAUGCAUCGCUGAAGAAUGCCAAAGUUCCUCACAUUCCUACACUUCUUGCUUCUGGAGAUUCGUCGGGAAGAUGGCAAGAUACACAAACCGAGUACAUGAGCAAACACCCUCCGAUACGCCACCAUCGACAUUAUUAUACGGUCUUUCGGGAAGUCGGGAAACCUCUGUCGAAGUUCGCGAACCUGGCAGAAUUUGUGGGAGCUCUGAGAGAUGCAUUAAAGGCUCAUCAAACAGCUUACGAGAAGCGUCAUAUACUUCACCGCGACAUCAGUGCUGCCAACAUUCUCAUCUUCAAUGGACGCGGCCUCCUUAUCGAUUGGGAGUUCAGCAAGGUCUACCUGCCCGAUAUUCCUCGAGAACCACGGCAGAACGAGAGAACGGGAACAUGGCAAUUCAUAUCAGCGCGAAUGUUGUUAUUGGGAGGGCAACCCGUGCGGCACACUCUGUUUGAUGACCUUGAGUCCUUCUUCCACGUUCUUUGUUGGGUGGCUAUACAAUACUCCCAGCACGCCAUGUCUGACCCUGAAGUCGUCACGUUCCUCAACGAUGUGUACGAUUACGCUGUUUACAAGAACGGGGAUGAUUGUGGAGGUGAGAACAAACGAUUGGCCUUCGUUGCGCAACGUUUUUCGAAAAAAUUCAAGUUCACAUGCCCACACUUUCGAAUCUUGGUGCAGGAACUUGAAGCCGCUUUUUGCUACUGGUACAACAACCAGGAGAUUCAGAACAGUGUUUCUGAUCCACGGAGUUGGACAACCGCAGAUAUCAUUGCGUGGAUUAGAAAUGUCGUGAUCGACCCAGAUGAUGUUGCGGAAAAGAUCGGCGCCCACAAUCUCACAGGGGAAUCCUUCGUGGAUUUGACUGACGAUAUUCUCGAGAAUUCAUUCGGGAUCACGGACCCAGACGAUCGCUAUUGCAUUCUGCAUGCCGUGAAGAACCUGAAGGAGGAGGCUAAGAGGAAAGAAGAGGUCGAUCAAAAGAAGCUAGCUAAACUGGACGACCACACAUGGAUGCUGGAGAUGUUCAGUCGCAUCACCAACCUUCUCUUCAGGACGCAGGUGGAACUUAUUCGUCCUUGCAUUCGGCCAGGUCUUCAAGAAGCCGUGAAGAACGCAGAGCCUGAAGGAGCUCGAGAACAAAAGACGAAGCGAACCCAUUCAGAACGAGCGGCCCUCGCACAAUCUCUCACUCAAGAUGCUAGCAGACAGCAGGAAAUGGGUGACGAUGAGGACGAUGAACCCGAACCGCAACAGAAGAAGCAACGGAAAUCCACAGUGCGACCCAAUAGGCAGCGACAGUCGCGUGGUCAGCCCGGCACUUCUAGACAAUCAAGAGUUUCAGAUCCUACUCAGACGGAAGUUGUCGUGCGUCGUAGUGCGAGGAUUCAGCAACACAAAGAUCGAUCCAGAUCACCAGGUGUUGCCAGUACUAGUAGGAGCCGGAGGAAGUCGCCGUCUAGUGGUUCGCGUUGAUGCACCAUCCUCUGUAUUUCUUUCCUUCAUCUAACCCUAUCUAUUCUCCGCCUAUUCCGUUACCGAUACCCUAAUACUUCGUAGCAACGAUCAUGCAUUCUUGCUAUUGUUCGCCCAUCCUCAUGGCAUAACUUUAGAUAUUACUACUGUACUUUAGACUUCUUUUCUGUGACUUGUGUACUCGUACCUUCCAUCCGAUACGAAUGUAGCGAUAGAAUCCAAAUGAAAGCCACGAAUCGCA